Molecule: messenger RNA, 2187 nt
Organism: Onychostoma macrolepis
Lineage: Eukaryota; Metazoa; Chordata; Actinopteri; Cypriniformes; Cyprinidae
Gene: dnai2a
Product: dynein, axonemal, intermediate chain 2a
Exons: 14
Coding region: 159-1853 (564 amino acids)
Biological process (GO): cilium movement; outer dynein arm assembly
Cellular component (GO): outer dynein arm
Molecular function (GO): dynein light chain binding; dynein heavy chain binding
Source: RefSeq, a predicted model, not a curated record
CUGACGUUAUCACUGUCCGUUAUAUUUUGAUUCCUUCACGUUCUGUCAAGCUUUAAUUCUAGCCUGUUUGCCAUCGAGACGGUAACUGUUUAGCGCUCUCUAGUGGCGGCGUUCCUCGAAACUUGAAGGAGCAACUGAGCUUUCGUUUCUCUUUCAAAAUGGACAUCGAUCACUCGUGUGACUAUUCAGAAAGUGCUGUGGAGCAUGAGGACAUCUCACCUGAUGAUGCUCUGCAAGAGAUCUGUGGAUCUGAAGUAAACACAGAAUUCAGCAAGGAUAUGUCAGAGGUGAGCACAAUGACUUCAUUUGAAAAAGUGUCACAAGGAAUAAACCAUGUAGAAGGGGGGUGGGCAAAAAUGAUCAAUGCAGACGACACAGAGGUGACUGCCCGCUACAAGAAGAAAUAUCUGAAGGAUGAGCAUUGUCAGCACACGGUUAUGGAGACUGCUAGCGUCAUGGAACACUGCAACCAGUGUAAAGAAGCAGAAGAUUGUUUCCCAGAUUUAAAAGAUAUGAAGGUGGUGGAGGAAAUGGAGUAUGAGCCAUCAGCAAGAAUCAUCAGUAUGUUAAGAGACCCAAAUAAAGUAAAACGCACUGCCACCAGUUUGUCCUGGCACCCGCUUGAUUAUCAUAAACUAGCCGUUGCCUACUCUUGCCUGGAAUUUCAAAGAGCGCCCAAAAAUAUGAGCUUUGACUCCUACAUAUGGAACAUUGAAAUUUGCAAUAAACCGGAGAUGACUCUGAAACCUAUAUCUCCGCUUGUUUGUCUGGAGUACAACCACAAAGAUACUCACAUCCUUAUUGGGGGAAGCUACAAUGGACAGAUCGGCUAUUGGGACACUCGGAGUGGCAGCCAGCCAGUACAAAUGUCCGCCACUGAGCAUAGCCAUAAAGAUCCUGUCUACAAGGUUAUCUGGCUGCAGACAAAGAUAGGCACUGAAACUUUCUCAGCUUCUACAGAUGGUCAGGUACUGUUCUGGGACAUUCGUAAUAUGAAUGAGCCCACCAAGCGGCUCGUGUUGGAUCCCAGUAAGAAGGGAAACCGUGAAAAUGCCCUUGGUGCAGUCUCAAUGGAGUUUGAAAACAGUAUGGCCAAGUUUCUGGUGGGCACAGAGCAGGGGCUUGUGGUCUCGUGCAAUCGCAAGUUAGAGAGCACAGAUGAUCCGAUUGUAUGCAUGUACAGCGGACACCAUGGCCCCAUUUACGCCCUCCAGAGGAACCCCUUCUUUCCGAAGAACUUCUUGACUGUUGCUGAUUGGACCGCCCGCAUCUGGUCAGAGGAUAUCAAAGAGUCCUCCAUCAUUUCAUCCAAAUAUCACAUGACCUAUCUCUUAGAUGGCUGUUGGAGUCCAGUCAGACCCUCUGUCUUCUUUACGGUGAAGAUGGACGGCACCUUGGAUGUGUGGGACAUACUGUUUAAACAGAAGGACCCCAUUCUCAGUCUCAAAGUUUGUGAUGAAGCUCUGUACAGCAUUCGUGUACGAGAUAAAGACUCUUUGGUGUGCUGUGGAUCUAAGCUAGGAACCGUUAGACUGCUGAAGAUGUCACCAGACCUGUGCACUCUGCAGAAGAACGAGAAGGCCCUGGUCUCAGAAAUGUUUGAACGUGAGACCAAGAGAGAAAAGAUUCUGGAAGGUCAGUACAGAGACAGGCAUCAAAUGAAACAUAGCUCCUCUGUAGAGGAUGAGGGAGGAAAAGAUGACAUGGAGGAACUUCUGGCCUGUACAGAGAGGGAGUUUUUUGAGACUGUGGAAGCUGAGAAGAAGAAAAUAGAGGAUGAGGAGAAAGAUAGAAGGAAAGUGGUGUGCGUAAAGGCAUCCAAACAGAGCACGGAUCCUAAAGAUGCCAAAUAAGAAAGCUUCUCCAAUUGCAAACAGACUUUAAAUCAGUUAAAUCUAAAGUAAAUUGAAAAAAAAUCAUCCAAGAUGAUUAUCCUUGCUGCCCCCAACCUGUUUAUUGAUUUUUUUUAAAAGACAUAACUUGGGCAUAAACCAUAAACCAACUCAGAAACUGUUGAAGACAUGCUUGAAAAUUAAAUGUGAAAUAUGAAUGUGUUUUAAUUUAAUCUCUGUUUUUAUUUUACUGUAAACUCAUGAGUGUGUUACAUGUGCAAGUUAUUGUAAUUUUUAGACAUAAUAUACAUAAAUACCCCUGAAUUAAUGCAUAAAUGAACAGCAUUAAAUAACC